GAUUUACGAUGAUGGCCGUACGUAAAUCAAGUGCGCUUUUCAGUUUAUUGGCCAUUAUUUCGGCGCUCGCUGGUCUUGCAAAUGCCGACUACGAAAUAGGCGUAGGAAUCGCCGACUGCACUGGACCAACUGCAGAAAUCAAUUUCAUGGGAUAUGCGAAAGGGACGCAAAAAGGACAAGGAUUGCAUCUGAGGCAGUUCGCAAGAGCGUUCAUCAUCCAGGACUCCGAGAACAGGAUUGUAUUCGUUACGGCUGACGUUGGAAUGAUUGGAAUCGGAGUCAGACGAGAGGUUCUCAAGAGGUUGAGCGAAAACUACGGAGACAUCUACAACGAGCAGAACGUCAUCAUCAGCGGAACGCACACGCACGGCGGUCCAGGCGGUUUCCUUAUGGACGUCAUCUUCGACAUCACCUGUUUGGGCUUCUCCCGUGAGACCUUCAACGCUUACGUCGAUGGAAUUGUUAAUUCUAUUAAAGCCGCUCACGAGCACAUCGUUCCUGGAAAGAUCUUCAUUGGAUCCACUCAGAUCCUCGACGCCAGCAUAAACCGCAGUCCUUCAGCUUACCUUUUGAACCCGCAAUCCGAACGCGACGAAUACGAGCACGAUGUUGACAAAGAGUUGGUUCAACUGAAAUUCGUCUCUUCCGUCGAUAAUUCUCCAAUUGGUGUGAUCAAUUGGUUCCCAGUUCACGCCACUUCCAUGAACAACACCAAUCAUCUAGUUUCAUCAGACAACGUCGGAUACGCAUCCAUUCUAUUCGAGAAGAAACUCAACAAGGGCGCCUUGCCAGGAAAAGGAAAAUUUGUAGCUGGUUUUGCGUCGAGUAACUUAGGAGACGUAUCGCCGAACAUCAAGGGUGCGAAAUGCAUCAACACGGGAGAACCUUGCGACAGAGAUUCGAGCACGUGCGGCGGUGAAGCCAAGUAUUGCAUCGCUUCAGGACCUGGUGAAGACAUCUUCGACAGCACCAAAAUCAUAGCCAACAGAAUCCUUAGCAAAGCCACCGCCCUUUUUGAUACCAACGAUUCGACUGAGGUGACCGGACCGAUUCGCAGCAUCCAUCAGUACGUGGACAUGCCCAAACAGGAAAUCGAGUAUCAGAUGCACAACGGAACAGUACAAAAGGUGAGAGGGUGUAAACCUGCCAUGGGUUACAGUUUUGCCGCAGGUACCACAGAUGGACCCGGAGAGUUCGAUUUCAAACAGGGUACGACCACAACGAACGAGUUCUGGAACUUCGUCAGGGAUUUCCUCGCGCCGCCCACAGACGAAGACAUCUCUUGUCAAUCACCGAAACCCAUCCUCUUAGCAACUGGAAGGAUGAUUAAGCCCUACCAAUGGCAGCCGGAGAUCAUCCCGACGCAGGUGGCUAUGAUCGGCGAUGUUGUAAUCGCUGCUUUACCCGGCGAAUUCACCACGAUGUCCGGAAGGAGGAUGAAGAAGGUCAUCAAGGAAACGGUGCUCGAGAACGGCGGGUCAGAGGACACCAAGGUCAUCCUCGCAGGUCUCUGCAACGUGUACACUGAUUACAUUACAACACCCGAGGAGUACCAAAUGCAACGUUAUGAAGCUGCCUCGACGAUCUACGGCCCUUACACCCUGCCCAUCCAUCUGAAUCAAUACAAAUUGUUGACCGAAGCCCUGCUUAACGAUCAAGAUCUUGGAUCCGGUCCAAACCCACCGGACUUCUCGAAGAAACUCAUCUCGUUCAUUCCUCCCGUAAUCCUUGACCUUCCGGACUACUCGCGCGCUUUUGGAGAAUGCCUCGAAGAACCCAACGAAGAAAUCAAUGUCGGAGAGACGGUUUCCGUGAAAUUCGUCUCCGGACACCCGAGGAACAAUCUGAUGCACGACAAGACUUAUUUGACUGUUGAGAGGCAGGAAGGUGAAGGUUGGAACGUCGUCGCUACAGACGGUUGCUGGGAAACGAAAUUUAGUUGGAACAGAACGUACUUCGCCUCCAGCGAGGUUACAAUCGAUUGGGAAGUAACUGAUGAGGUGAAAGCGGGAACAUACCGCAUCCAGCAUUUCGGGCAUUCCAAAUCCCUCUUCGGCGGGAUCAAACCGUACCGCGGAACCACGAGACCCUUCAAAGUGGUCCAUUAAAACUGUACACCAUCAAAUGUGAUUUACGACUUGCCUAUGCAUUUAUCAAUAAAGAAUAACAAUUAAAAAUAAA
This is a messenger RNA of Nicrophorus vespilloides, 2181 nucleotides long. RefSeq names its product neutral ceramidase. The transcript is spliced from 13 exons. Bases 9 to 2108 code for a protein of 699 amino acids. Gene Ontology annotation, biological process: long-chain fatty acid biosynthetic process; sphingosine biosynthetic process; ceramide catabolic process. Gene Ontology annotation, cellular component: extracellular region. NCBI's taxonomy places the organism in Eukaryota, Metazoa, Arthropoda, Insecta, Coleoptera, Silphidae. The record is from RefSeq and is a predicted model, not a curated record. Gene Ontology annotation, molecular function: N-acylsphingosine amidohydrolase activity.